AUGCCAAGAAAAUUUGUGGAGAAAUAUGGAAAAAGUCUACCAAAAGAAACAUGUCUAAAGACUCCAAAUGGUGGAAAAUGGAAAUUAAAUUUGGUAAAAAGUGAUGGCAAGAUAUGGUUUGAAAAGGGUUGGAAACAAUUUGCAGAGCAUCACUCUCUAGCUCAUGGCCAUCUUCUUCUUUUCAGAUAUGAAAAAACUUCCAAUUUUGAGGUACAUAUUUUUGAAAAGAGUGCCUUGGAGACAAAUUACCCUUCCAAAAGAGUUGAAGCUAAAACGAUCUCCAAUGAUCAAGGAAAUGAAUCUCUAAAUGGUGAAAAUUGUAGAGCAGCUCAAAAGAGAAAAGCUAAUUCCUUUGAAUUUGGAAGUAGUAGUUGUGUUAAAGUUGGGAAAUCACAAAAGAAAUCCAAAGGAAAACAAGUGAUUACUGCUGCUGAAAAAGUUACAACUCUUGAAAGAGCAAAAUCUUUCAAAAUAAGAAAUCCAUCCUUUGUUGUUGUCAUGCGUGCAUCAUACGUUGAACAUAAAUUUUUAAUGAAUAUACCACGUAAGUUUGGUAAUAGACACUUUGAUUUGGAUAAGAAGAGAGGAGAUAUUCAUUUUCAGGUGUUAAAUGAAGGAGUUUGGCCUACAAGGUUUUCUAUCAGGAAGUCCAGAACAGGACUACAGUUUGAAAUCACAGGUGGAUGGAAGGCAUUUGCAGAGGACAAUAAGUUGAAAGUUGGCGAUGUUUGCAAAUUUGAGCUCAUCUCUUGCACUAUACUUACCUUCAUUGUUCAUAUCUUUAGAGAGACAGACAAUGACAACACAAAUUGUUCAGCAUCUCAAAAAUUUUCCCAAGUGAAAGAAGAAGCUUCUCAAGGAUAAAGAAAAGGAAUGGAAAUCUUUACUACAAUCUCUACUAGUCUACUUCCUGUAACUAAGAAGUUCAACUUUUAUUUUGGAUUUGUAGACAUUACUUUAUGUUAUU
Medicago truncatula (barrel medic) is the source of this 967-nucleotide messenger RNA. RefSeq names its product B3 domain-containing transcription factor VRN1. Bases 1 to 864 code for a protein of 287 amino acids. NCBI's taxonomy places the organism in Eukaryota, Viridiplantae, Streptophyta, Magnoliopsida, Fabales, Fabaceae. Gene Ontology annotation, molecular function: DNA binding. The record is from RefSeq and is a predicted model, not a curated record. The transcript has 4 exons.